AUUUAAAAAGAAGAAGAAGAAGAAGAAGCAACAGAGCGGAGUGAUCUUCUUCUUCGUUUCUGUAGACGAUCUUUGUUGAAACCCGGAAGUAGUUCUCCCUUUACAGCUGGCGUCUCUGUUAUGAUGGAGAAAACUCUGAUAUUCAGCUUUCAGUGUUUUAUAAUUAAACCAGUCUGUACUGUAUCCUGAUGAUGGAGCUCUCAGUGAGAGUUUACAGUCAGUGAGGGGAGGAGAGAGUGAGUUAUUACAGUGUGGAGCCCCAACUGGGAGAGCUAACGGUCCUAGCUUAGCGUUAGCUCGAUUAGCUUCAAACUGGAGGAUCUGUGUUUAAUUCACGAGGAUUAAAGGUCCGACCGUCAGGAUGGACAUCAGCAUCGCCGUGUCGUUGAUCCGAGGUCAGAUGGGCACCGUGGUGGAGCAGGCGGUGAACGGGGCGGUGGAGACGGUGCUGGCCGAGAUGCUCAAAGUGGUUGGAGCUAAAUUCGAGGAGCUGAAAGGUCAGGUGGCGCACAUGAAGAGAGACAUCGUGUCUCUGCAGAGGGAGAAGGCCCUGAAAGAGAAGGAGAACGAGAACAUCCGAGCCAAGCUGCGCUACACCGAGCUGAAGCUGAAGUACUACCGGCAGGGCGUGGAGGAGGAGCUGCAGCAGAGGGCGUCAGCAUCCGGCCUGGUCCGCAUCCACCCGCCCACUUUCCUCCCAUCGCAGAGGGGUGGAGCCGGAGUCUCCUCCAACGAGGUCUCUGCAUCCUGCUCCGCUCAGAACAGGACUAGUGAGGGGGGACUGAUGAGGACCAGUCAGGAAUGCACCUCUCCACUCAACAACAAGAGGAGGCGUGGGAUCAGAGCGCGCUGUCAUGCAGACCUGUCUGACCUGCUGCCUCCGGCCUCGCUCUCUGCGGACACACCGUCAGAGUCUGUGGACAGCAGCACAGUGUUGUUCUCCCCCGUGGAGCAGGAAGCGACUCAGAGCCCGGACGACGAUCAGGAGGAGGACUGUGAGUGGAGCAUCGCCACGGAGCCUCACACGGACGCUGUGGACUCUGUGGAGGAUCCUCCUCAAGUCCAGACCCUGACUCUGGACUCAGGGCAGCCAUCAGAGAGCUCCAUCCAGGCUGACUGCUCCACUCCGCACUCCUCUGCUCCACAGGUGAAGCAGGAACCCCAGCAGCAGGAUGUGAUCUGCAUCAAAGAGGAGCCGGAGGAGGAGCAGGUGAGCGCUGCCCUGCUCAUGGACUGUCAGGUGCAGCAGAGUCAUCCUCCAGAAAGCGAGGCUCUGAGCUCUCUGACAGAGUGGCCCGAACAUCCAGACCACCAGAGAAACCACAGCGCAGUGUUCAGCGCAGCGGGAACAAACAGCUAUGUGAUGCCUCAGCCGUCCGCUCUGCCUUCACUGGCGGCCUUACAACCCCCCAACGCCCCUCACCAGGUGGAGCCUCCGUGGACCAAUGACCUCAGCCUCUACGAGGAGUACAAGAUGCGCAGGAACGAGCUGCGGCGCAUGAACCUGAGCCGACGCAGAGAGCUGGAGAAGAUGCUGCCUCAGCCUCUGCUGGCUGACCUGGUGCGUGAGCGCAGAGAGAAGACCAGACUGAGAGUGGCCCGAUGGAGGGCGAAGAGGAAACUCCAGGCGGGUCUGAACCAGAUUCAGCCUGAAGGUGGCGCUGCAGGCUUCUCUUCUAACGGCUUCCCCCUCAGCGGCCAGCAUCAGCAGCUCAGAGCCGCCUGUGCGUCCUCCUCCGGCGGUCAGCAGAGACAGAGCUCGCCGCUGCCUCCGUCCAGCAGCUUCCUCAACAACAGCCUCUCCAACACUCUGUCCUUCAUAUCAGCCUCCUCCUCCUCCUCCUCUUCCUCUCUGCACCUGAGUAACUCCAGCAUGGCUCUUCAUCCACACGCCGUCACGUCCUCCUCCUCCUCCUCCCCGUCGUACCCGCAGGUCAGCCUGUCCCAGCACGGCCUCUCUCUGGGAGACCCUGACAUCAUACAGUGCCGAGUUUAAAGACAGAGGUGACUCAGACGUGAGGCGGCCAUCUUUAAUCUGAGAGUUUAAAGCCAGAGGUCACUCAGACGUGAGGCGGCCAUCUUUAAUCUGAGAGUUUAAAGCCAGAGGUCACUCAGACGUGAGGCGGCCAUCUUUAAUCUGAGAGUUUAAAGCCAGAGGUCCCUCAGACGUGAGGCGGCCAUCUUUAAUCUGAGAGUUUAAAGCCAGAGGUCACUCAGACGUGAGGCGGCCAUCUUUAAUCUGAGAGUUUAAAGCCAGAGGUAAUUUAGACGUGAGGCGGCCAUCUUUAAUCUGAGAGUUUAAAGUCAGAGGUAAUUUAGACGUGAGGCGGCCAUCUUUAAUCUGAGAGUUUAAAGCCAGAGGUAACUCAGACGUGAGGCAGCCAUCUUUAAUCUGAGAGUUUAAAGUCAGAGGUAAUUUAGAUGUGAGGCGGCCAUCUUUAAUCUGAGAGUUUAAAGUGUGAGGUAACUCAGACGUGAGGCGGCCAUCUUUAAUCUGAGAGUUUAAAGCCAGAGGUCACUCAGACGUGAGGCGGCCAUCUUUAAUCUGAGAGUUUAAAUUCAGAGGUAAUUUAGACGUGAGGCGGCCAUCUUUAAUCUGAGAGUUUAAAGUUUGAGGUAACUCAGACAGGAGGCGGCCAUCUUUAAUCUGAGAGUUUAAAGCCAGAGGUUACUCAGACGUGUGGCGGCCAUCUUUAAUCUGUGUGAGGUGUAAUCUGUGAAACUCUAACACCUGAAAGAAGAGGCUGCAUGUUCAGAGUUCAGGUCUUUAUGAGCAGAGAAAACAAACAUCCUGAAACACACCAACAUGAAGACGUCACUGAGCUGGGAUUAAAUAUUAAAUAUGAAAAUAACAUCAGUAAUAAUCUGUCUUUGAGUCACAGUCUGUGAGGUGAUAUCAGUGUUCAUGUAUUCAUAUGUCAGUGUCUGAAGAAGGAGACGUCUCAGUGAGCUCGUCAGACUCUGUAAAGUGACUGUAAAUAGAUCCUCUCUGUACCUUGUACCUGUCCUGAUUCACACACACACUCACCUGAGAGUGUGUGUGUGUGUGUGAUAAACUCCUCCAGUAUUUGCAGACUCUGUUUGUGUUGAUGUCCUGUGAGCAGCUUCUUCUGUGUGAGGUUAUGGAUGUUACAUUUCUACAGGUGAUGAAAAUGUGUGCAGCUCUUUCACAGGAUGCUUCUCUGAGACGUGAAGUCCUUUAAAACCAACAAACUAUUAGAGGUGUAAGGAUAUAUCAUGAGACAGUAAAACAUCCAUUCAACAACAUUUAUACUGUGAGAUUAUUUUCAAACAGUCAGAGGUGAAGUUCUUGUUAGAUAAGUGCGAUCAGCUCCUCCAGAUCAGAGUGCUGCUUUCUUCUGAACAGCCCUAAUAUACAGAAAUGUCUCUUCAAAGGAUGCUUCAGAUGAUGUGAUGAUUCUGGGCUAACAUCAGGAGUAUCUCCUUAGAGCUGAGUCCAAGUAGGAAGCACAGAUUGAUCAGGCUGUCAGUGGAUCCAUGAUGCAGGGAACUGGGAAAGGGCAGCUUGUUAACGAUCUACAGAUACAAAGGUUUCUUGUAAAUGUUUCACUUCACAAACUCAACAUUUUGGAGUUUGAUUUCUCAGAUUUACGACUUUAAAAACUCAAACAUUAAAAUUUCUCUGGUGGCCCU
Molecule: messenger RNA, 3654 nt
Organism: Notolabrus celidotus (New Zealand spotty)
Lineage: Eukaryota; Metazoa; Chordata; Actinopteri; Labriformes; Labridae
Exons: 10
Coding region: 362-1996 (544 amino acids)
Source: RefSeq, a predicted model, not a curated record